AUUCAAUUCUCUGAUCUCAAUUUUCCACCUCAUGCACCUUAGAUGCUUCCAGCUCCACAGUCCAGCAAAUAUUUCCUUCAGUCCUCACUGUAGUGGAUGUUAGGGUGGACUGUUCUAUUUCCCUGUAACUGCCUUAGUGAGAAAGUGAUGAAGUUCUGGAGUUGGCAGACGGAGGUGGUGGCAUGGAUGGCAGCCGUGAAACAAAUCUUUCUUUCCCUGGGAUGACUUGUGCAAGUGAAUCAGCUUUCUGACUACAAAAUAUCCAGAAGAGCAAGUGAAGAAUCAAGGCAACAAAACAAUACUCAAGGCUGUCAGCCUCUGUGCUUUGAAACAUGGUCCCUUUGAGCAAUGUGACUGAAAUCGCUUUCUUGGGAUUUUCCCAGAACCCGGGCAUGCAGAAAGUCAUUUCUGUGAUUUUUCUCCUCAUGUACUUGGCCAUCGUGCUGGGCAAUGGCUUCAUUGUGGUGACCAUCAUGGCCAGCAAAGGGCUCACCUCCCCCAUGUAUUUCUUCCUCGGCUACUUGUCCUUUGUGGAAAUCUGUUACUGUUCCGUCACAGCCCCCAAGCUCAUCCUUGACUCUUUUAUGGAAAGGACAGUCAUUUCCCUCAAGGGAUGCAUCACCCAGAUAUUUUUCCUCCAUUUCUUUGGUGGCACCGAGAUCUUUCUCCUGACAGUGAUGGCCUAUGACCGCUACGUGGCCAUCUGCAAGCCCCUGCACUACACGAGCAUCAUGAACCGGCGUGUGUGCGGCCUCCUGGUGGGAGCAGCGUGGGGCGGGGGCCUGCUGCAUUCUGUUGGGCAGACCUUCCUCAUUUUCCAGCUGCCCUUCUGUGGCCCCAAGGUCCUUGACCACUACUUCUGUGAUGUGCACCCCGUACUGAAGCUGGCCUGCUCCGACACCUUCCUCAUUGGAGUGCUGAUCAUCACCAAUGGCGGCUCCAUUUCGGUGAUCAGCUUCACGGUCCUGCUCGCUUCCUACGUGGUCAUUCUGUGCUCCUUGAGGAGCCAGACCUCAGAAGGCCGGCGCAAGGCCCUGUCCACCUGCGCCUCUCACGUGGCAGUUGUAAGCCUGUUCUUCAUUCCCUGUUCCUUUGUCUACAUGAGGCCCUGUGUCACCCUCCCUGUAGACAAGAUAGUCGCUGUAUUUUACACAGUGGUCACACCUCUCUUAAACCCCAUCAUCUAUUCCUUCAGGAAUGCAGAAGUGAAGAAUGCCAUGAGGAGGCUGAUGGACGGAAAGUGAUUUGGGAAGAGAAAUAGAUAACUUAGGUAGGGCCAAUGGGAGAAUCAAAGGAUGGGAAAUUGGGGCACAGGAUUCCCACUUUGCUUCUACUUUUAACUGAGGGAGUGGCCCCAGGCCAGUCACUUUCUUUAAGUUUCAAUCUCCUCAUCUUUAUGGGAUUAGACAGGGUUAAAGGGAUUUCUAGGACAAAGUGUUGGAGUCCUCUUCUAAUGCUGCACUUCCACAUUUGACAGUGACCUUGAGGCAGACUGGUUGGUUUUGAGACAGUGAACUCUUCUGGAAACCAGAGCCUCUCAGGGAAUAAUGAUGAAGAAUGAGGUGGGAUGAAGAGGAGCAACGGCCAUAUGUCUUUAUGUUUGAAAAGCCUGAACUUUUGGAGUCUGGGAAGUCACUCAAAUGCUUAGAAAUUCUAUUGACUUGACUCCCUGAGAAUGUGCCUAGUGGGUGCUGGGCAGGCUGAGUGGACCUAGAAGAGAUUAGUUUUCAGAAAAGAAGGCAUUUCAACUUUUGAAGAGAUUCACAUUGGUUCAUGCUCGCAUUAGACUCAGGCUUUCAAGAUUUUAAGUGAUUUGAAAGUACUGGCCAAUGAUACUCACUUUGUAGGCACAAGUUUUAUUUUCCAUGUAAUAUGAAUAUUUUGAUGUUUAACACUGUCUUUUUUCACACCUGUCUGUCAUUCUUUCCCCCCUAUUUUUUCUCCCUAUACCUUUGGUUGUUUGGCCCAUUGGUUUCCUCUGUGGUCAGCCUCUUAGUGUCUCAUGAUUCUCAG
Messenger RNA from Phyllostomus discolor (pale spear-nosed bat), 2013 nucleotides. Its product is annotated as olfactory receptor 4X1-like. Lineage: Eukaryota; Metazoa; Chordata; Mammalia; Chiroptera; Phyllostomidae. Gene Ontology annotation, biological process: G protein-coupled receptor signaling pathway. The coding region runs from base 333 to 1244 and encodes 303 amino acids. Gene Ontology annotation, cellular component: membrane. Gene Ontology annotation, molecular function: olfactory receptor activity; G protein-coupled receptor activity. The record is from RefSeq and is a predicted model, not a curated record. The transcript has 3 exons.